Messenger RNA from Chinchilla lanigera (long-tailed chinchilla), 2994 nucleotides. It is a transcript of the gene Ndrg1, whose product is annotated as N-myc downstream regulated 1. The coding region runs from base 177 to 1361 and encodes 394 amino acids. Gene Ontology annotation, biological process: signal transduction. Lineage: Eukaryota; Metazoa; Chordata; Mammalia; Rodentia; Chinchillidae. The record is from RefSeq and is a predicted model, not a curated record. Gene Ontology annotation, cellular component: cytoplasm. The transcript has 16 exons.
GCUUAUAAAGUGGCCCUCCGCGGGGUCAUAAACAAACGUCGCCUGGCUGCCAGCUCUGGCUUCGGAGCGCACGCCCAUCGUCUCUGCUCUUCGUGGAUCCCGCAGGCGCUGCCGGCCUCUCUAGCCACCGGCUCCUUUCCAUUCUCCCAGUGCUUUCGGCAGGUGACAGCAGGGACAUGUCGCGAGAGCUUCAGGACGUGGAUCUUGCUGAGGUGAAGCCUCUGGUGGAGAAAGGGGAGACCAUCACUGGCCUCCUGCACGAGUUUGAUGUCCAGGAGCAGGACAUCGAGACCUUACAUGGCUCCCUGCACAUCACCUUAUGUGGGACCCCCAAGGGCAACCGGCCUGUCAUCCUCACAUACCAUGACAUCGGCAUGAACCACAAAACCUGCUACAACCCCCUCUUCAACUCUGAGGACAUGCAAGAGAUCACACAGCACUUUGCUGUGUGCCACGUGGAUGCCCCCGGGCAGCAGGAUGGUGCUCCCUCCUUCCCAGCAGGGUACAUGUACCCCUCCAUGGAUCAGCUGGCUGAGAUGCUUCCUGGAGUCCUUCGUCAGUUUGGGCUGAAGAGUGUCAUCGGCAUGGGCACAGGCGCUGGCGCCUAUAUCCUCACCCGCUUUGCUCUGAACAACCCUGAGAUGGUAGAAGGCCUCGUCCUCAUCAACGUGAACCCUUGUGCAGAAGGCUGGAUGGACUGGGCUGCUACCAAGAUCUCUGGAUGGACCCAGGCCCUGCCAGACAUGGUGAUGUCACACCUCUUUGGGAAGGAGGAGAUGCAGAAUAACGUGGAAGUGGUGCACACCUACCGCCAGCACAUCCUUAAUGACAUGAACCCUGGCAACCUGCACCUGUUUAUCAAUGCUUACAACAGCCGACGGGACCUGGAGAUUGAGCGGCCCAUGCCUGGAACCCACACCGUGACGCUGCAGUGCCCCGCUCUGCUGGUGGUUGGGGACAACUCUCCUGCUGUGGACACCGUGGUGGAGUGCAACUCGAAACUGGACCCCACGAAGACCACUCUGCUCAAGAUGGCGGAUUGUGGUGGCCUCCCACAGAUCUCUCAGCCAGCCAAGCUCGCUGAGGCCUUCAAGUACUUCGUGCAGGGCAUGGGAUACAUGCCUUCCGCCAGCAUGACCCGCCUGAUGAGGUCCCGCACGGCCUCUGGCUCCAGCGCCACAUCCCAAGAAGGGUCCCGCAGCCGCUCCCACACCAGCGAGGGCCCCCGCAGCCGCUCCCACACAAGUGAAGGACCCCGCAGCCGUUCCCACACCAGCGAGGGAGCCCACCUGGACAUCACCCCCAACUCGGGAGCGAGCGGAAGCAACACUGGGCCCAAGUCCAUGGAGGUGUCCUGCUAGGCAGCCUGUGCCAGCCACCCUGGACUCAGAUCUCUGUAGCGGCCUCCCCUCCUGCCCUCCCUGCCCAGGCCUGCCACCCUGCGCUAACUCGGUAUUAAUCCAAAAGCUUAUUUUGAGAGUGAACUCUGGCGAUGAUAGAUUGGGUCUUUCCAAGGCCCCUUGUUGAACGAGGGUGAGGUGGCAGGGGACCAAAGGACAGAAGCAGCUCAGUGUCCUGUUUUCAUUAACUAGUGGCCUGGUUGCCACUCUCUUACCUGCCCUCAGAGACACCAAACUGCCAAAAACAAGAAACACAGAGCAGUAAACACUUCCCCACCCUGGCCCGAGCAUCCUGAUGCACUGGCAUCUUGCCAGCCACCUACUUCCUGUUUCCUGUCUGACUGAAGCCGAGCUGACUGGGUUCCUGGAAGUGAAACCAUCUCUAACCAGGGAGGGCCAGAGCAGUGAACUGUGGGUACAUCUUUUAAGUACAUAAAACAGGAAGAGGGGAGAAAGGGGUAGAACUUAAGUGGAGGCUAGAAGUAUUUGGAAAAACAAACCCAGGUAGUUCACUUUCUUCAAAUCAGUUCUUAAAUGUGGUGCAUCUAUGAGCUUUUGAGGGCCGGAGUACAUGUGCCUGACAUCCUUUAAUGUACAGUGAAAUCAGGCAGCAUGCUCUGCCAGCUUUACAAAAAGAUGGCUUUGGCAGACUUUGGUGUCACAGUAUUCUCAGGCUUUAGCUCUGCUGUUGACCUCCUCCACCACCCCUACCUCCCACCCCACAUCCUGAAGCGAGUGAUUAGCUUUGUCCAUGGGGAAGAUCAUUAGAUCUAUAGUUGCUUUCUUUGAAAUGGAGGCAAACAUUCCAGCCAGCUGUCCCAGGCCUUGAUGAGUCUCCCUGCAGGGGAGCAGGCAAGGGGGCUGGGAAUGGGAUUUGGAUGACCUGGCUAAGUGGUUUCCAUGGAAUCCAGUGUAAUGAUUUCAGUGGGCCCCACCCUUUUCCCCAGGAAUCUUGUAUGAUUAAGUUAGAUCCAGUCUCCCCUUGUUCACUUCUGAGGUUGACUUUGAACUUGAUAGCUCAGUGUCUCUGACCCAAGACUAUGAUGGGGUUUUCAGAGAGAACUUUCUGGUCUAACGAGGGAUGGGAAUUUAUGCGGGUCAUGGGCUGAGAAAAUGUGGGUUCUGGGAUCUCUGUUCCAUGGGGAUGCCUUUCCCUGGGCUGCCUUCCUGCCCCUCUAACCUCCUGCUGACCGGGCUGCACCACUGACACUCCUGAACGAUGCCUGCGCAGCUGUCGAGUUCCUGUACUACUGCCUUCUGAUUUCCACUUUGGCUAACCUUGGAUUUUCUUAGAGCGAUUUUGAUCAGAGUGAAUCGAACAUUUGUGCAUCAGCCACUGGGGUUUGGUGAUUCCCAGGACCCUAGAGUUGGUAGAAGGAAGUAGUCAUGCCAUCUAGGUGGCCGAGAGGCAAUAAUUCAGUUUACCUGCCUGUCAUCACCUUGGAGGCGUCCUCUGACCUUGUGCCAAAAAGAUCAGGGACCCAGGAGAGAGCGGCUGAGUGCGGACCAGAAGCUAUUGUACAAGUCUUUCCAGAGGAGUUUCUUAAUGAGAUAUUUGUAUUUAUUUCCAGACCAAUAAAUUUGUAACUUUGCA